AUGGAAAGUAUGGUUUUUCCGGCAGCACGUGAAGGCAGCCAAAGUUCGAAAAGUAUGGCGGCGGAGUGUACGACAUCAAUAACAGAGCAGUGGAUACGGGACAAACUACGACUGAAACAUCCGUGUCUGAGUGAUGUCCGCUCGCUGAGCCUCCCGGGGACAUGUGAGGAGAAGAUCAGACAUCUGGGACAUGCUCUGAACAACUUCGUCCGUCUCAAGUCUCUGGAUCUGUCCUGCAAUGCUCUCGUCUCUGUUGAGGGGGUUCAACACUUGAAAUCGCUGGAGAGGCUGAUCCUGUACUAUAACUGCAUACCCUCCCUUGAAGAGGUGAAAGUGCUCUAUGAGCUGACAUCUUUGAGAGAGCUGGACCUCCGACUCAACCCUCUGACCAAGAGUUACCCAAACUUCCGCCCUUACGUGGUACAUGCCAUGCCCAAACUACGCAAGCUCGAUAGCUGUUCAGUCUCAGACACCGAGCGCAAAGCUGCCAUAAUGCAGUUCUCCUCUGACAUUUUACCUAACCCUAACCCGAAGAGCUCCCGUCAAAGUCAGUGCGAAGACAAAAGAAGCAGCGAUGCGAGAUUGGCUCAAGUGAACCGCUUGACCAAAAGGCUCUCUCUCCUGACUAAUCCCAAUGAUAUUGUAUUAAACCUUGUGGAGAUGAAUCCUGGAGACCAAAGUGAAACCAUCUCGGCCUCUGUUCACAAGAAGGCAGGAAAACCAGCAGAGGAAGAACCAAAAGAUGUUACAGAACAGAGGAGCUCAACUCCUAAACAGGAAACGGCUAAAUCCAUCCUGAGAUAUCCCCCCACAAAAUAUGAUAACACCAGGUCGAAAAUGCCACACGUGAAGGAUUUGUCUCAUAAAAAAAGUUCUACCUCAUCAAAAGUCACUGAGAGACCAAAGGUGUCCUUCGGCCCCUUUGUAGAGACACGCAGACCUGUACCCGGAAAACAGGAGGAUUUCCCCAAACAAACCAGACACGUGGCCAAGGGACAUUUCACCCCCAAUCCUGAUCAAAGUCAGCGUCUUUGUUCUUCAUUCGUUAACCUCCGACCUCCCAGUCCACAUCGUCCUGGUUUGAAUCUGUCUGACCCCUCAAACCCCAUCUUACAUCCUCCAAGACUGACCUACUCCAGCUUCAACAAGACAGAAGGGGGCUCCAGCUCCCUGCAGCAAGAAGAAAUUAAGAAAAAGGGUAGUUACAGGAAACCCCUGGAGAUGCUUCUUAAUCUCGUGGACAAACACUGGAAAGGAGAGAGGUCACUGCAUCAAAACAACAACUUCCUGUCUCAGGCAGUCAAGAUCCUCUCUAUGAUGGAAAACGAUAUUUCCAUCCGGGAGGCUGAGGUCAAGACCUUAAGACGGGAAGCCGGCGCCAUGAGCGUCCAAGCGGCUGCACGAGAGCAAGAGCACAAAACCGAAGUCCGUGACCUCUCUGCUCAGCUGGAGGAAACUCGCUCUGCAGUUGGCAAACUAAACGAGCAGCUGAGGAUUGUCUUGGAGGAAAACGUCGCUCUGCAGAAACAGCUCAUCAAGUUAGAGCGACAGUAUCUCAAGUCUAUGAUGAAAAGUUCACCUGUCACUCAGAUUAAAGAGGCUCAGAUAGAAGUGGAGGAGCUGAGGAAAGAGAUCGAGGGGCUGAGGGAGAAAGUGCACGAGGCUGAGACAGUCAAGGAAUCGUCAGAUGUACUGCAAGAAAGCCAGGUCCCUGGUGGCUACCACUGAAGGUUUGCUAGCUGAGCUGAAGGGGAGAGAGGAACGUAAAAGAAGCAUUUGAAUGAGGAGAUACGCACCGGUAUGAAAAAGUGUGUCAUAUUAGCAUUGCAGUAAUGGCAUGAGGCCCGGCAGCUAAAGAGUGUUUGUAAUUCAUUUUAAUUUAUUUAUAGUCCUUGCAGUGUACACUUCAUUUUUGUUUGUAGCAAGUUCCCAGCCGAUUCCAUUAAUGUUUAUUAUUUUCCCCCAAAAAAUGUAUAGAUUGUGUUUUCUCGAUGGAAACAAUGACGGAGAAAGGCAAUUCAUUCAAGCAUGGUUGUGUAUAAUUGUGUGACAAGGCCGUUAUGCUAACAAAUGAUUUUAGAGAGAAAAAAUGUUAGAGAGAAGGUCACAACGUAUUUCCUGGAUCAGUAGCAAGAUUGCGUCUCUCUUGGCUGUUUUUAUUUUUUUGUAUGUUUUUAGGUCAGUUGUGUCUCCAUCUGCUUUGUACACUGCAGUGGAAUGAAUGCAUCUCGAUUCCAGCUGCACUGUGACUUUAUUUAUACUUCUACCUUGGGGCUCUUGAGCUUCGCACACAUGCACUUUUCUCUAGCAGACGCUAAUGCAGGACCUGGCAAACCAGGUUCGACUGUGGACUCUGCAUACAGUCAGCUGAAUGUAGCUUUUACCCUCAUGUGAAUGGUACACGUUCCUGGAAAAAGCCAUAAUAAAAAAUAACACAUCA
Limanda limanda (common dab) is the source of this 2440-nucleotide messenger RNA. It is a transcript of the gene cep72, whose product is annotated as centrosomal protein 72. Gene Ontology annotation, molecular function: protein binding. NCBI's taxonomy places the organism in Eukaryota, Metazoa, Chordata, Actinopteri, Pleuronectiformes, Pleuronectidae. The record is from RefSeq and is a predicted model, not a curated record. Bases 1 to 1728 code for a protein of 575 amino acids. The transcript is spliced from 14 exons.